Messenger RNA from Penicillium cataractarum, 258 nucleotides. RefSeq lists its product as uncharacterized. The record is from RefSeq and is a predicted model, not a curated record. Bases 1 to 258 code for a protein of 85 amino acids. The transcript has a single exon. NCBI's taxonomy places the organism in Eukaryota, Fungi, Ascomycota, Eurotiomycetes, Eurotiales, Aspergillaceae.
AUGGGCCUUCUCAAGCUGCUCCUCAAAGCGAUUCUCAUCCCCAUCGUCCUCGUCAUAGUCGCCGCCGUCGUCAUUGUCUUGCUCGUCAAGAUACGCCGUGAAAAGAAGGAAAAGAAGAGAGAACUUCAGAAUAGCGCCUUUCAGCCGCCUCCAGUACAGCAAUGGUCUUAUUCGAACCCCAUUCAGAAACCCGAGGCUGCUAUGUAUCCCAAGGGUACUACUCCAGGGCAAAUGGAGCAAGGCCUUAUCCACUCCUGA